Molecule: messenger RNA, 579 nt
Organism: Homarus americanus (American lobster)
Lineage: Eukaryota; Metazoa; Arthropoda; Malacostraca; Decapoda; Nephropidae
Product: snake venom metalloprotease inhibitor 02A10-like
Exons: 3
Coding region: 1-579 (192 amino acids)
Source: RefSeq, a predicted model, not a curated record
AUGGAUGAGGUGUCGGGAUUGCAGUGGCUUUGGGAGCUGCCGGAGAAUUCGAUUGAAGUAAAUGCUCUUAAUAUGAAAUCUAGAGGAUUGUUUUCGGUUUCAAAUCCAGAGAAAACAGAACGCAUGGAAUUUAGAACCCUUGAUCCUAACUCUCCACAAGGAAUUAGAACCCUUGAUCCUAACUCUCCACAAGGAAUUAGAACCCUUGAUCCUAACUCUCCACAAGGAAUUAGAACCCUUGAUCCUAACUCUCCACAAGGAAUUAGAACCCUUGAUCCUAACUCUCCACAAGGAAUUAGAACCCUUGAUCCUAACUCUCCACAAGGAAUUAGAACCCUUGAUCCUAACUCUCCACAAGGAAUUAGAACCCUUGAUCCUAACUCUUCACAAGGAAUUAGAACCCUUGAUCCUAACUCUCCACAAGGAAUUAGAACCCUUGAUCCUAACUCUCCACAAGGAAUUAGAACCCUUGAUCCUAACUCUCCACAAGGAAUUAGAACCCUUGAUCCUAACUCUCCACAAGGAAUUAGAACCCUUGAUCCUAACUCUCCACAAGGAAUUAGAACCCUCGUCACCUAG